CCAAAUCAAAGCUAUAGCUUAAAAUUAGGUUUGUAAAAUAAUGAGAUACUACUUAAAUAAUAAACUUGCUCAAUUUAAUUCUGAAGGGAAAUUUGAAUUUCCCGGGUAAAAUCUGAACCAAUCAGAGAAAAGAUAUUACGUGAUCAUCGCUCAUCAGCUGUUUUUUAACUUCACUUCAAAUAAUUUACGUAACCGAAAACAGUUACAGAACAUGUUCCCAGUUGCAACCGCCGUUUUUUGGGUUUACAUUCAACCAUUAAUUAAGUUAAAAAUAAAAUGUUAAAUUUAUUCAAUCAAGGUUUUUUACUUUAAAUAUGUCGUUAAAUUGAAUGCCGCCUUCUCAGGAUUGAUUGAUAAACAAAUUGGGUAAAUGCGAGAAUUUAAGAUUCUAACCCUGAUUUUAACUCGUCGAUUUCGUUGUUAUAGAGUUCAUUUUGGAGUUGAUAUUAUCAAAUUACCCGGACAUGGAAGUUCUGUUAUGAAGAGGGCACCAGUUGUCUCCAGCUAUGAGGAGAAGCACUUGUUGACUCUGAUCCCAACCCAUGAUCAUGAGACGAUCGACACCUUAUACAAGAACUGGAAGAGAACAUAUUUCAGUUCACCAGUAGAUCAGAUACGAGAUUAUUUUGGUGAAGGUGUGAGUUUAUAUUUCUCCUUUUCCUCCCUCUACACCAGGUUUCUCAUCAUAAUUGCGCUCCUAGGGAUCACGGAGUUCCUCAGUGAGAAAUAUUUAGGUAUGGAUCAUGUGUAUAGCAGUGUCGGAUUUACUUUACUUAAUAUAUUUGGUUUGGCACUCUACUUGGAGGUUUGGAAGAGAACUAGUAAUGAACAGUCUUACUUCUGGGGAACCACUGGCAAACUUAGGAACAAGAUCCCUAGACCAGAAUACAGAGGAGAUCUACGAAUGAGUCCUAUAUCUGGUAAGGAGGAGAUGUACUACUCCCCCAGUAAGACCAUGAAGAAGGUGUUGAUGGUCUCCGCCCCUCUCACCCUACUCUGCCUCAGUAUAGCCUUGAUGUUGAUGUUUGCUUCCCUCUAUGUUGAAGCGGAGCUCAUCGUAUACCUCACGGAUCCGGAAACAGGAGAGAUAUAUCCGGAUAUUUUCAGUUCAGUAUUAUCAAAUAUACCGUCCAUAACCUACAGUUUGCUUAUCAUCCUCUUCAACUCUAUUUAUCUCAAGAUCGCCAGAAAACUUACUAUUUGGGAAAAUCAUAGGACCCAAGAGCAGCAUGAUACUCACGUGACCGCAAAGCUGGUCGUGUUCGAGUUUGUUAAUACAUUCAUAGCACUUUUCUACACUGGAUUCUAUCUUCAGGAUCUCAAGUCCCUGAAAUCCCAGCUGUUUACAACCUUGAUGGUUCAGCAAGCUGUAAACCAAGUUCAAGAAGUUCUCAUCCCAUUCUUCCUUCAUAAACCUAGCUCAGUGAGGUUGAUGAGCAAAGUUUCAGCAAAACUAGGGAUUAAGCAGAAGAUCAUUGAGAGAAACGUUAAAAACAUUGAAGAGUUAAGCUCGGAAGAUCCAAGAAUCCAGCCAGUGCUCCAGGAUAUUGGAGCUGACCAUCUGGACUCCCUCCAUGAUGACUUUAUGGAGCUCUGGCUCCAGUUUGGUCACGUGUUCCUAUUCUCAGCUGUUUAUCCCCUCGCUGCUGUCUUAGCAUUAUCUAAUAAUAUUACAGAACUCUGGGCGGACAGGUACAAGAUGUGUAGGUUGACCCGUAAACCUCGGCCUGUAUCUGUUAGGGAUAUUGGAGCCUGGUACACCGCCUUCAAACUUAUAGGUAUGCUGAGUGUUUUGACGAACUGCUGCUUGCUGUCCCUUGACUUGAAGAGUAGGACCGAGGUUUCCUGGUUCUCCUCCGACCUGUCCUGGUUCUUGUUCUGGGUCCUGGUGGAGCACAUUCUGCUCUGUAUAUUCCUAGGCCUCGAUACUCUUAUCAGUGAUGUUCCUCGUCAUGUGAAGAUGGAACAGGAUAGGACCGAGCAUCAUUUUAAGCAGCUCUCUAUCAAACAAAAACAAGAAUAAGACGGAGCAUUUUUAAAAGCAGCUCAAAAACAAGAAAAUCACGAAGCAUCAUUUUAAGCAGCGCUAUAUCAAAAUAAAACUAGGAUAGGACGGAGCAAUAUUUUGAGCACCCAACUAUUAAUAAAACAGGAAUAGGAGGAAACUGUUUAAAACUAAACCAAAAAUAUAAAUGAGCAUCAUUUUCAGCAGCUAUCUAAUUUAUCAAACAAAACACAAGGGCAGGACGAAGCAUCAUUUCAAGCAGCUAUCAAUUAAACAAAAACAAGAAAACCACGGAACAUUCUUUUAAGCAGCUCUGUAUCACACUAAGCCAAGAAUAAGAAGGAGCAUCUUAAAAAGCAGCUCUUUAACGAAUAAAAACCGAAAUAGACCGGAGCGUCAUCUUAAGUAGAUUUUCAACAAUAUGUUAGGAUUGGGAAGAGUCGAUAAAUUGAAAACAAAUAAUAUAUUUUUUAUUUCAUCACAUGUAACAUGUAACAAAAUAAAUAUUCAUUCUAAUUCUUAAGAUUGUGCCAUAGCAUCCAAUCCGUCCAUUUGCUGCUAGUAUAUAUUUAGUGUGCAUGUAAGCUAUUUAAGCCAUAUUAUAAAAUUUAUAAUAAAGCUAUAAUUUUUU
Eurytemora carolleeae is the source of this 2636-nucleotide messenger RNA. It is a transcript of the gene Axs, whose product is annotated as anoctamin-10. Gene Ontology annotation, cellular component: plasma membrane. Lineage: Eukaryota; Metazoa; Arthropoda; Copepoda; Calanoida; Temoridae. Gene Ontology annotation, biological process: chloride transmembrane transport. The coding region runs from base 371 to 2023 and encodes 550 amino acids. The transcript is spliced from 15 exons. The record is from RefSeq and is a predicted model, not a curated record. Gene Ontology annotation, molecular function: chloride channel activity.